GACAAGUUUGGUGAGUGGUUAGUUCGUCUUCACGUCUCCAGUAAACCUUUUUUUUUUUGACAACCACUCUACGUUACAUGGAAUGCAGUGUAAAAAUGGUUGAUGAGGAGAACAACGUACUUCUAAGCACAAAGAAUUUUAACAUAGGACAAAGAAAUGGUGUUGAUCAGACACAAACAAAAUCGCCACCAUUUCCAGAUUUAAACUUAAGCAGUACUCCUCCUGUGCCCCAAGACUGGAUUGUGAUCCCUCCACCAGACUGUUUUCAGGACGCCAACAAUUACACACCUAAUGUUUGUCAAACCACACCAACAUCUGGAAAUUGGGAUCAAGAAACAGACAUUUUCCAACCUUCGAAUGGAAAAGUACACACUGAUCUUCAGCACAGCGCCCCAGCUAAUCAGAACACAGAAUGUUCCUCAUCAUCCAAUCAGAAGGAUUAUUUCAUGGAAUUUAUACUCUCCAGACACAAUGAUUUGCAAGCUACGACCUCCCCCACAUCACCAUUGAAUUCUGGAGACAUUUUCCAAGAAACACCCACCAUGACGGCUAGUUCCUUUGAGACUAAUUCGACAACCGAUAACUUGCAUCAGUCAUUACCUUCCACAUCACCUUAUAGUUCUAACACCACCCCAAUGUCUAAUGAUAUUUUUAAGAUGCCCUCCUCCAUCACUAGAAACAAAGUCUUCCAGUCCACACCAUCUGUUCAGACCCCAACUUUAAUGUCAUUUGACACCAAGGCAUUUGAUCCUCUUUUAGACACAUCAACCAAACCUCAAAAUGAUGUACAGCCCAAACACAGCGAGAUUGAUUAUGAUACACUGCUCACCAGCCCAAAGCUUGACAUUCACAUUUCUCCUAUGGGUCUGCAAAAUGGAACGGUCCAAGGGAUACCAGCUGUAGAAGCUUCUUCCUCAAACACCUCACCAAGGCUGACUUUUAGGAGGCAUCAACCGAAACCUGCCCCACGCAGCAGAGCCCUUAAGACUACCAAUCAUACUACCACAUCCAUGCAGACGCUGUUGGCCAACAUCCCUCCCACACCUACCCCUAGUUCUUUUGCUAGCAUCCAGGACAAAACACCAGCAUCAGAGAAUGAUCUUCCGGUUUAUGAGGAUGUUCUUCUACUUGGUCAGGAAAAAUGUGUGGAGGACUGGCCAGAAAACAGCCCAGAACUUUCUCCUGAAUGGAAACCAGCAGGCACAUUAAAACUUAGAAGAUAUUCUAUACUGAUUGCAGACGUGUCUGAUGGACCCACGGGUACUGAUGUUACUGCAAAGAAAAAUGGAAAACUGACUGUAGGAAAGAAACAAUCUUUCCUGAAAAGAAGAAGUUCAAAGGAUAAAAUUGGAGAUGAACCUAAGGCUUCUGAGCUGAACACUCUGGGCAGGGGUUCCAAGCUCAAUGGUGAUGGUGCGAAUGCCGUUUUUUCAUCAGAUAAAGAACAGAAUGAGUAUAAAUCAAAGAAAUCCUCAAAACCCAAGAUUAUUAAUAUGCGCAGAGGAUCUAAGGUAAAAUCCAUUGAAGGUUCAGCCAAAGGAACAAAUAGUUCUGCUCAAGAGUCAAAGGAGGAUAUAAUGUCCUCAUUGAAAAAUGCUGAUAUCAGGAUUUGUGGGGAGGAGGGGAAAGAAAAGGACUCCAAACCGAAAUUCAAGCCUCUUGUGCCACGCCGGCCAUCAAAGUCUUUUUCCAAAGAUCCUUCUUUGGAUGGAAACUUCGAAAUUGACACUUCCUUUAGCACUUCGCCCAGUGAAAGGGAUCAGGGACCUGAGAUCGAUAAACAUCCUGAAGAGAAAAAUUCAGAAGAAAUGGAUGGACAGAAACAAAAAAAGAAAGUCAAAGUCAAAUUUGUUCCACAAAGAGGAUACGUUAUUGGCUUAUCCAAGGAGAGUGACGACUCUGAACUGAAGGGAGCUUGUGGUUACAUACCAAAUCCAGAUUUUAAAGAAAAUGACAGGUUGGAUGAACUGAAGGGAGCAUGUGGCUACACGCCUCACUCAGAGUUCAAGGAAGACACAUUAUUGAAAACUGAAGCUGGACACAGCUACUCACCUGGUGAUUUUAAGAGUUCAUAUUUCAGUGGGUUUGUGAGAUCUCCUUCAUGGGAUUCAAAGGCAGCCAAACAUGAGAAAGACUUUAAUAAAGGAACAGAUGUCAUCACAUGUUUAGACGGCAAUGAAAAACAUCAAGAGAUGCAAGACUGUCGACCAAAGAAGCCAAUUAAAUUUAAAUUUCCCAGCUUGCAUCGAAGAAAAUCAAAGAGUAAUGAAGUUGCUGAAGUCAAACAGCUGGCAACCAGAGACCAUGAUGCUUCAGCGCUAAAGAAAACUUCAAUUUUUCAAGUGCCACCAAUGCCCCAGCAAGACUCAAAGAGCACUGAGGAUGAGGAUGAGGUCCCUCAAAAGGGUGCAGAUCUUUUCAAGGCAGGCGACCAUGAGUUUUCAGAGGAUGCUGGCUGGGAGGAAUACACUCUGGACAAUAAGCCUCAGAAAUCCAAUAAAAUGAGCAAGCAUGGCAAGUGGUCCAAGAAUAAAGAUGUAAUGGACUUUCCUAAAGACCUUUUGCCUCCAGGUGCUACAUCUGGAGACUUUUACCUGUCUGAGGCUGCUAAGGCUGAAUGGAUGUCUGCUCAGAUGGACAUGAGAAGAGCAAAAGAGCAAGAGGAGGAUCAGAGGCUGGAAGACGGGGAAGAUGAAGGGGACACUGACAGCCUCAUGGAGUGGUGGAACACAGUUGAGUUUUGGGAUGAAUUGCCUUCUGAUGAGAAUAUCAGCUUUAAAGAGGAUGAGACCAUAUCAUUCAAAGCUAUUGCAGAUAAGGUCCAUCGUGGCCUCCGCGUGUACCUGAAGCUCUUCAUGGAACGAGCUGAACUUCUCUACCAGCAUGUGCUGAUCUUAUAUGCCAUCGCUGAAGACCUCAGUAACUUCCACCAUCGUGCUAAAAUAGCAAACAUCACCGGAGGCACCACCACAGCUGUGGGUGGAGCUGCAGCCAUCGCUGGCCUGGCACUAGUUCCUGUCACUUUUGGUGCUUCCCUUGUUAUCUCGGCCAUUGGAUUGGGUGUGGCCACAGCGGGCGGCAUCACAGCAGCUUCAGCCACCAUUUCGGAUAAAUUCAACAACAUGCAUGACCGUAAGAAGAUUGAAAUAAUCAUUCAAGACUAUGAGGCCCAGUUGGUCGAGAUGCAACACUGUUUGCAGUUUAUCACUGAAGGUCUUCGCCGCCUACGUAGCCACCCGUUGCUACGACGGAACAACUACUUUAUUGCUGACUGGGAAGUACGAAGGGCCCUCCAAACCAUUAGCUUCGUAAGUGACCCAGUAGAACGAGCUGAAGAAAUAACAAACAAUACGAUGGCCAAGUUGGCCAGCCUGCAUAAAGGAAUGGACAAGUACUUCACUAAAGACUCAAAGGAGGUGAAGAAGGGCUGUAAGAAGGAGGUGACUGCUGAAGUUAAAAGCCUGGCCAAGAACCUGCAAGAAGGCUUAGUGGAGCUUAACUCUAUCAGAGAACAACUGCUUGAUGCAUGUGGAAAUAUAUAAAACCAGCUAUAAUUAGCCUACAGUACUGCAAUGAGCAAUCUGAUUUUCAAUAUUCCAUUAUAGCACCAUUAUGACAUAAAAUACACUGCUUGGCCAAAAGAAAAGUUGCAUACUCUAAUAUUUCAUUGGACCGCCUUUAGCUUUGAUUACGGCUUGCAUUAGUCUUGGCAUUGUUGCAACAUCACAACAUUUAUUUCCGUCCAGAGUUGGAUGAAUUUUUGGCCGAUAUCUUGUAUUGACAACAGGAGAGUCGAACCACUCCGUAAAGUCUUCUCCAGCACAUCCCAAAGACUUUCAAUGGGGUUAAGGUCAGGACUCUGUGCUGGCCAAUUCAUUUGUGAAAAUUAUUCCACAUGCUCACAGAACCACUCUUAGUGCCCACUGUACAAGCCUCUGGAGGCAGUGUUACGAUCUGGGGUUGCUUCAAUUGGUCAGGUCUAGGCUCAGCAACAUUAUGUGGCAAUAAAAUGAAGUCAGCUGACUACCUGAAUGUACUGAAUGACCAGGCUAUUCCAUCAAUUUAUUUUUUAUUCCCUGACGGCACGGGCAUAUUCCAGAACAACAAUGCCAAGAUUCAUUGACUCAAAUUGGGAAGAGUGGUUCUGGUGCAUCGCUUCAUGCGCUUCCCUUCUUCGCCUGAUGCGCCCAUCACUUUGGAAUAGGGUAAAUCUAGCCUCAAUAACAAGUGGCUUUCUUAUGGCCACACAGCUGUUUAGUGCCAAUCCUGUAAGUUCUCAUCACAUUGUGAGUGUGGAAAUGCUCUUACUUACACUAUUAAACAUAGCUGUGAGAUAUGUCUUCCGACAUGAUUGUUUAAGAAAUGAGAAGCUAUGCACUGCAUCAGUUAGGGUUAAAAGAAUUGUUACCAGCUGAAACACAUUAAUCACUGCAAUACUGAUCCAGUCAUAGGCUCUUAAGUAUCUGCUUAUUUAAAUCCAAACGGCAACUUUUUUUGGCCAGGCAGUGUAGUAUUUUAACGUGGUUGUAUUUUCACCUAAUGCACGAGUCACAGUUUGUGGUUGAGGUGUAGUUUUUAUAGGAGUAGUUCGAUUUCCCUGUUCAGAGGCCACUUCACAUACACAAGUAUUCCAUUUUAUAUACAUUUUUAAUUAUUAGAUAUUUUUAUUUAAACUUUGGAUAAAAUUCACGUUAGUCAUUAUACUGUAUAUACAGUAAACAAUUAUUAGAAAACUAAACUUUUGCAGAAACAAACUACUGUCUUGCUGCUAUGUUUUAAUUGUAUGUAUCCUUAAAGCUAAUGUAGAUUCGAUUUAAUCUAUGCGGAUGCAAUUAAAGUUUAUUACUUCGCUUUCUUUAUAACAGAUUGUGGUGGGGUGCUCACAAUAACUUAUAAUGGCAAAGAUAAAAUGAAAGGCUACAUUUAACCUGAACCGUGCAACUUUGCUACAGUAAAAUGCUAUUACCGGUAACAGAAUUAUGAAGUUACUUAGAAGGGAAAAUUACCUUUUUCAACAAACACGCCCAGUGCUUUUUUUAUGUCAUACUUUCUAAGCAUUCUCUUAUGUCCUUUGACCAUAAAGUUCAAGACUGCGGUAAAGUUGGUUUCAUAUUCACACAUUCAGACUUCUUUUGUCAAUAGAUUUCUAAUAGUGGAUGUAAUACGAUCAGUGUUUGUCAAAUAUAUUAACUGGCACGUAUGACAAUCAGCUACAUAUUUCUUUAUUGUAUGCCUUUCCUACACUGACAAUCGGUACAUUUCUAUUCUUGUAACAUACUCUUUAUAUUAAAACAUGUUUUUCAUGCAACCUUAAUGCACUUUUCGAUUAUUUCAGCCAUUGUAUUACUAGUUGAGUGGAUGUUGAAUAUUGAAUUUGUGGAUGUUGAAGGUUGAAUACCUCAGACAUAUUGGUCUGCUUUAAAAAUAUAAACCUUUAUUGAUUUUUGAUUUU
This is a messenger RNA of Myxocyprinus asiaticus (Chinese sucker), 5452 nucleotides long. RefSeq lists its product as uncharacterized. Gene Ontology annotation, biological process: lipid transport; lipoprotein metabolic process. The coding region runs from base 78 to 3542 and encodes 1154 amino acids. Gene Ontology annotation, cellular component: membrane; extracellular region. The record is from RefSeq and is a predicted model, not a curated record. NCBI's taxonomy places the organism in Eukaryota, Metazoa, Chordata, Actinopteri, Cypriniformes, Catostomidae. The transcript is spliced from 34 exons. Gene Ontology annotation, molecular function: lipid binding.